This is a messenger RNA of Megalopta genalis, 1546 nucleotides long. It is a transcript of the gene Naa80, whose product is annotated as N-alpha-acetyltransferase 80. Gene Ontology annotation, molecular function: N-acetyltransferase activity; acetyl-CoA binding. The record is from RefSeq and is a predicted model, not a curated record. Lineage: Eukaryota; Metazoa; Arthropoda; Insecta; Hymenoptera; Halictidae. Gene Ontology annotation, biological process: protein acetylation. Gene Ontology annotation, cellular component: cytoplasm.
UACGAAGAUUCGUUCAAGUUCUUAUUUAUUAAUUUUAUAUUUAUAUUGAAUAUUUCUUUCAAAAGAGUCGUUCUCGUUGUCACAGUUAAUCAAAAUGAAGACUUAUUUGAUCUGUAAAAUUAAAUGUAGAUUUCGAAAAGUUGGGUCAGAAUCGGCCCAGGAACCGUCGUCUAGAGGUUAAAAAAUGAAUUAACAAAGAUAAAAGUGGGGUAAAAGGUUACGUUCAAAAACUUGAUCGUAUGUUUUUCUUUCACGUGGCUCUAUACAAUAUUAGAUUAUCGAAAUUAAUAAUUCUAUGUUCAUUGAACUGAAUGGAAGGAAUUCGAGUAAUUUGAGCAGUCUACGAAUACAUUCGAAAAUACGACCGCUAGGAGUGUUAUAUCCAACAAUGCGGCUGGGUGCGGUGAAAAUUUUACAUAACGGUGGGGAUAUGUUCAGCAGAAAUAUCGUUCCUAGCUCAAGAUGACACUAAUCUGAAAGCUAUUUCCGCACGAGAUACAUACAGGUGGAGAAACACAGUGACCUUUAAUCUUUUGUGUCAAGUUCUCGUCGUUUGCAAAUAAAAAAAUACGGUUGUCGUGGAUCUCUAUUUUGGACCAGGAUAACUAUUUUCCGAGAAUUCACAUGCUUUCAUGAAUAAGCCUUGGCGCCUAAUUAUUCGUGAAUCAUAAAUACCGUUUUAAUAGUUCCAUUAUCGGAUAAAUUUCUUUGGACAUUGUAAUCUAUCAAGAACAAUAAUUAGCAUGAUUGUUGUUUUUGUUUUAAAAAGAUUAUGACAACAAAUAAUAAGGAAUAUUCUAUAGUCCCUCUUCAUAGAAGACCAGAAUUAAUUAAAGACUGUUGCAUAUUACUUAAUUCUGAAUGGCCAAGGAGCGAGACUGCACGGUUAGAAUCUUUAACUGUAUCAUGUGACAAAUUUCCCACAUGUCUUAUACUUAUUAACAAGGAGAACAGAGUCCUUGGUCACUGUAAGAUAUCCCUGAUACCUAAAUUGCGCCACAGUUGUUUCAUACAGUCAGUUAUAAUCGACUACAAAUGUAGAUCCCAAGGGCUUGGAUCUAGAUUGCUCCAUGGUGCAGAAGAUUAUGUUAAAAGGAGAGGAUUUAAGAAUGUAUAUUUAACAACGAAAGGUCAAGAAGUUUUCUAUCUUAAAAAUGGCUAUAAAACCUGUGAUCCAUUCAAAGCCUAUGGAAUUAAUGAUGUUGUAUAUUCUACUGCAGCAUUUACAAAAUCAAAACUUAAAGAAAAAUCUAUACAAUUUUCUGGCCCACCACCUCCACCAAUGCCAAACUUUCGGAUGCCAAAGUUCUAUGAUUUUAAUGCAAUUGCUCAUAGAACUCAUAUGGUAAAAACAUUACAAUAAUAGUAAUGUAAUGAAACACGCUUUUACACCUAAGUCCUUUUCAUAUUCCAUUACAUAAAUGUUGCAGAUCACGCAUUAUUUAUUUACUUAGUAAAUUAUUUUUGUAAUUGUUCAUGCUACACUAAUACUUAUCAUUUGUCCAGUACAGUCAUAAAAAUUAAAUUAUACAAUCCAUUCCAAUAA